AUGGAGACCCUGGCACCGCCGAGUCACGGCCGCCGUCGUCGCCCAUGGCAGGACCUCCCAUCGGAGCUCUUGGGCCUCGUGCUCCAGCGUGUGCCGUCCCACGCCGACCGCGUCCGCCUGCGCGCCGUUUGCCGCGCGUGGCGCGCCAGCGCGCGCCUGCAGCCUGCGCUACCAGCGCUGCUCCCGUGGCUCGCCCUCCGCGACGGUUCCUUCCUCAGCCUCCCCGACGGCGAGGUCCACCGCCGCGUCCUCGUCCCGGACGACGACGUCGCCCACCGUGUCUCCACCGGCAGCACCCUCUUCCUCGUGCACAGCAACGACGAGUGCUCUCUGAUGAACCCUCUCUCCCGGUCCCGGGAGACAACGGCCUCUCGAUGCGUCGACCUCAACUGCCUCCGCACUCAGCCAGGCGUCCUGGUCGACACCGACAACAUCCGCAAGGUGGUGGUGAUGUCCGACCACGUCGUGGCAGUCCGGACAGGACCCCGAAUGUACCUUAAGGACGUCACUAUCUCUAUUCGUCGGCCCCAGUCGACAACCGUGGAAUGGCGGUGGUCACCCCCUGGAGACACCUAUUCCUCCGUCCGUGACAUAGCGCUCUUCCAAGACAAGCUCUACGUCCUUACCGUAACAAAUUAUGGUGUGUACCCUCUACGUCUUUACACCAUGGACAUUGUCAGCGACAACCAUGUGAGCUUCCAACGCAUGAUCGCCAUGCUAGAAGAUGACGUGCGCGACUGGAAUGCUGGCGACCUUGACCACUACCUGGUUGCGUCCGGGGAUCGGCUGUUGAUGGUGAAACGAAUGAGGGAAGUUGUUAUCGUGCUGCCGGGCCCGAGGCUGGUGAUCAUGCCGACUUGGUUCGAGGUCUUCGAGGCAGCCGACCUGGGCAGCGGUCGAGGAUGCUGGAGAAAGGUCAGUACCCUGAUGGGACGGGCUCUCUUCCUCAGCGAAGGCUGCUCCGAGUCUCUUCCAGCCGGCGGUGCCCAAAACGUCGGACCUCGAGAGGAUUGCAUCUACUUUCUGAAUGAAUGCAACCGUUACGAUGCGAGGACGAGGAGCCUUUGCUCCGGCGUGUACAACAUGAGAGAUGGGACUUUCUCGCCCUUGCCGUUUCAGGCAGCGGUUGCACGUGAAGGUCCAUUGACAUCCACUUGGUUUUUCCCUGCGGAUACAUGA
This is a messenger RNA of Aegilops tauschii subsp. strangulata, 1179 nucleotides long. RefSeq lists its product as uncharacterized. Gene Ontology annotation, molecular function: protein binding. NCBI's taxonomy places the organism in Eukaryota, Viridiplantae, Streptophyta, Magnoliopsida, Poales, Poaceae. The record is from RefSeq and is a predicted model, not a curated record.